Molecule: messenger RNA, 1554 nt
Organism: Saprolegnia diclina VS20
Lineage: Eukaryota; Oomycota; Saprolegniomycetes; Saprolegniales; Saprolegniaceae
Exons: 10
Coding region: 1-1554 (517 amino acids)
Cellular component (GO): cytoplasm
Source: RefSeq, a predicted model, not a curated record
AUGGAUCCGGCCCUCAUGGAGCAGUAUGCGAACUACCUCGACGAGAUGGAGCGGUCCGACCCGAAUGCGUACAAGGCCUUCAUGGAGGAGAUGCGAUCCAAGGUCACGGCCGGCGGCGACGGCCUCUCGAUGGAAGCCCUGCAGGCAGCCAUGGCAUCGGCGCCAGCGUCCAACGGAGCGAACGACGAUCUUCGCUUCCCUGGCAACAAAGUCAUGCAGUCGGAAGGCCUCGCCGAGCAGAAGGAAGGCAUGUACGUUGACGUCGAGCCCGGCUUUGUCAUGAAGACCAAGGAGCUAGCGUCCAAGACCAAGCUCUUUGUCAACUUUUGUACCUGCGAACACAUCAAGAUCUUCUCCAAGCAAAAGAAGCUCGACGAGAACGGCGAGGAGCAAGAAGGGAUCCACGUGCCUCUGAGCCUCGGGCCUCCGCACGAGGUCUUGGACCAUGCCAAGAAGACGUGCUUGGCCAUCGACGUGGCCGUGAACCCACAGGUUGUGCUCGACGCGGACGCCGACAGCUCGGGCACGUUUCGUAACUUUUUGUGCGAACUUGCGAUCCAGUACAUUGAAGAAAAAUACAAGUUCCAAGUUGACCCGCAGUACAAGCUGCCCAAGCUCUCGUACCGGGGCGAGCUGCCCCCCGCCAAGCACUACAUCCGCAAGGCCCAGACGCCGACGAUCGAAGAGCCGCUCAUGGGUAUCUUGAUGGAAUCUGUGGCGUCCAACGAGUGGCGCGUCUGUGCACAAGUACCGGCGUGCGAAGGGGGUCCGGCCUUGUCGAAGGCGCACCUCGCUAGUGCACCACGCCACCUCCAGAUGCGGUUCGAAUUUCCAUCCGCAGUAACCAGCCCCAAGGACAUUCAGGUUCACGCCCGCGCCGAGUACCUCGUGGUGAACGUGCCUGGCUACGUCGAGCAUGCCACGUACCUGCCGUACCCUAUCGAUGCGAGUGGGGUCACAGCAGACUACGCGGCGGCCAACCAAGCGCUCACGAUUGCGAUGGCUGUGGAUGCAACGUUCCACGCCCAGCAGCUCGCGCCAGAUGCGGGAUCGGCGCCAUGGAUGCUUUCGCAGGCUCUCGACGACGGCAGUGACGACGUCAGGAAAGAACCGUCGCUUGCAGACAAGUUUCAACUUGAACCCACAGUGCUCCCGGCGACAGUCGAGAGUCCGAUUACAGAAGAAGACGAGCUACCGGAAGACCGCUUCCACCGCAAGGACAUGUUGUCGAUGCACAUUUUAGACCAGCGCAAGGCGGAUCGGGCCGAGAAGGCGAAAAAGUCCGAAGACGAGCGCAAAGCGCGCAAGGCUGAGAACGACGUCAAGGUUGCAGCCGCCAAGGCGGCCGGCAAGACGUGGCGGGAAAUGUACCCCAACGAGCCCGAGACGACGUUUGUCGACCUCGGCGAGAUGCUGCAGAAAGAGGCGGCGACGGUCAUCGCCGAGCCGCAAGCGAUGCCCGAGUCGGAGAUCGCCAAGACCGUCAAGACCGAGUGGACAGGUGCGACCAAGAUGGAGUUUGCGAGCAGUUUGGCGUUCGAGUUGCUCGAUUGA